AUGCCGUCAGACUUCAACAAUGUGGAAAGGGAGUUGCGUGACAUCGAGGAGACCUUCGCCACCGGUCGCAUGAAUGCCUUCGGCUCCGCCUCCACGCAAGACGCCUUCGUGCACGAGCUGAAGAGAAUCGCUGAAAUCGAAACACAAGUGUUCUACCGCACCUGCGCGCUCCUCAAGUCGAGCAGCACGAACGAGCACACACUGGUUACAAACCUGUAUGCCAGCGCGCAGCCGCCGCCGCAGUCGCAGCGCUCCGGCCCUGCAGCGAUGUCAACCAGCAGCAACCCCGGUAACGGCAGCUUCUGUGCAAACAGCAGCGGCCCGGUGAGCCCUCUGCACCGCGGCUCGAUGAGCCAGCGCAGCUACACGCCGCUCGCACCUGCCGUGGCGGGAGGCCUUAGUGGCAAGUCUAUGCCCAACAGCAACGCAUACUCGCCAGGUGCAAGUCGGCGGCAGUCCCGCCAGGGUUGGGAGAGUUUCACUGCCUACCCUUUCUCUGGCGUCAGCGACGGUGGCGUCUCGCCUGGCGCGGCGCCUCCCAUUCAUCAAGGUGAGUGGGGCAAUGAGGACGGCUUUGCUGACAAGGCCUUUGAGGAUGUGGCGGCCCACUUUGAAGAGCUUGAGUCGCAGUUCUUCUCCCUCGGUGAUUACCUCCGCGAUAUCUCGAAGCACGUCAUUCGGCUGAACGACAUGUCCAAGCAGGUAAACAACGGCGUGAACUUCCCCUCCAACGGUAGUGUUACCGGUGUCUCCACCGCUGCGGCGAAUGCGAACGAAGGCAGCAACAACAUAGACAUGUCGCAGGUUUUGGGAAGCGCGGGGCAGCAGGACUAG
Leishmania braziliensis MHOM/BR/75/M2904 is the source of this 834-nucleotide messenger RNA. RefSeq lists its product as hypothetical. NCBI's taxonomy places the organism in Eukaryota, Euglenozoa, Kinetoplastea, Trypanosomatida, Trypanosomatidae. The transcript has a single exon. Bases 1 to 834 code for a protein of 277 amino acids. The record is from RefSeq and is a predicted model, not a curated record.